Molecule: messenger RNA, 5070 nt
Organism: Gambusia affinis (western mosquitofish)
Lineage: Eukaryota; Metazoa; Chordata; Actinopteri; Cyprinodontiformes; Poeciliidae
Gene: ebf2
Product: EBF transcription factor 2
Exons: 15
Coding region: 456-2231 (591 amino acids)
Biological process (GO): regulation of transcription by RNA polymerase II
Molecular function (GO): RNA polymerase II cis-regulatory region sequence-specific DNA binding; DNA-binding transcription factor activity, RNA polymerase II-specific
Source: RefSeq, a predicted model, not a curated record
GAUCCAACCCGGCCUUGUGACAAAGGAAGACUUUCUGCGCGCAGAUCUACUUUUUUUUAAAGUACAUCUCCAUCCCCGUCUGAUCCUCUCUGUUGGAGCAGAUGAUCCGCUGCGCUCCCACUCCUGCUCGAGAUGUGCGCUCGGACAAUGAUUGUAAUCUGUGGAGACAUAUAUCUACAUUCAGCUUUUGAACCUUGAAUGAAAGAAAGUCCGUGCGGAUUUCUACUGAGCCCCGUUAAGAGUCAUAACACAGCACCAGACAUUUAUUCAUUUUUUUCUCCCCCAAAGCUCACUGGAAGCUUCUUUUGCGGCGCUUUUGAGGGAGCGCGGCGCCCUGAAGUGGACCCUCUGUUCGUUACUGAGGUGCUUCAACUUGUCCAGGCCAUCUUGUCGGUCCGAACCAAAUCAUAACAGAAUUUCAAAAAGUCAUCCAAACGACCAGGACAGGGCUUUAAAUGUUUGGGAUCCCGGAGCAGCUAAUACGAGACGUGAGCGGAUUAAAAGAGAGAACUCUUGGAGAGGAGAUGGAUCCAGUCCGGUCGUGGGUGCGUAAUGUUGGAGUUGUGGAUGCGAACGUUGCAGCGCAAAGUGGAGUGGCCCUGUCAAGAGCUCACUUUGAGAAGCAGCCGCCUUCCAAUCUUCGCAAGUCCAACUUUUUCCACUUUGUCCUGGCCCUCUAUGACAGACACGGCCAACCUGUGGAGGUGGAGAGGACGGCGUUUGUGGACUUUGUUGAGCAUGAGAAGGAGCAGACAGGAGAAAAGACGAAUAACGGCACUCACUACAAGCUACAGCUCCUCUACAGUAAUGGGGUUCGUACGGAGCAAGAUCUUUACGCGCGACUUAUCGACUCCGUCACCAAACAGCCCAUAUCGUAUGAGGGACAGAACAAGAACCCAGAAAUGUGCAGAGUUCUGCUCACGCAUGAGGUUAUGUGCAGCCGCUGCUGCGAGAAGAAAAGUUGUGGCAAUCGCAACGAGACGCCUUCUGAUCCGGUCAUCAUUGACAGGUUUUUCUUGAAGUUUUUCCUGAAAUGCAACCAGAACUGCCUGAAGACAGCAGGCAACCCGAGGGAUAUGAGGAGAUUCCAGGUGGUCUUGUCCAGCACGGUGAGUGUAGAUGGACACGUCCUGGCCGUGUCAGACAACAUGUUUGUCCACAACAACUCAAAACACGGCCGGAGAGCUCGGCGACUGGAGCCGGGAGAGUCUGUGGAGAAUAACAUGGAAUAUGCCACCCCCUGCAUCAAAGCCAUCAGCCCCAGCGAAGGCUGGACCACCGGCGGGGCCAUGGUCAUAGUCAUUGGGGAGAACUUCUUCGACGGGCUGCAGGUGGUGUUUGGAAGCAUGCUAGUGUGGAGUGAGCUGAUUACUCCGCACGCCAUUCGUGUACAGACGCCUCCUCGACACAUCCCUGGGGUCGUGGAGGUCACCCUGUCGUAUAAAUCGAAGCAGUUCUGCAAGGGAGCGCCUGGACGCUUCAUCUACACAGCCCUUAAUGAGCCAACUAUAGACUACGGUUUUCAGCGACUUCAGAAAGUAAUUCCCCGGCAUCCAGGUGACCCAGAGAAGCUAGCCAAGGAGAUUCUUCUAAAAAGAGCAGCAGAUCUUGUUGAGGCCCUAUAUGGAAAUCCACACAGUAAUCAGGACAUGCUGCUGAAACGUGCAGCUGACAUCGCAGAGGCACUCUACAGUGUUCCCCGUCCUCACAGCCAGUUGCAGGCGCUGCCCAGCUCACCGGCCCAUGGGAGCGUCAUGGGCCUGGGCUCCUAUCCAUCCCAGCUGGGGGUUAGCAUUGGAGAUCCAGGACAGAGCAGCCAAGGUUAUAUCCGUAACUCCAGCAGUUUGUCUCCGAGGGGUUACCCCUCAGCUUCCACUCCCCAGCAGUCGAGCUACGGAGGCAGCGGCGGGAUGACUGGAGGCUACGGGACAGUUCCCAUGACAAGUCUGGGAGUUCCUGGAUCUCCUGGAUUCAGCAGCGCCUCACCCACAAGCUCUCCCUACAUAAUGCCAGCGAGCCCCACAAUACCAGGAAGCUCCAGCUCCUCGUCAUCUCUCUUGCCUUUCUCCUCUUUCCCUUCUGCUGCUAAACAGAAGAGUGCUUUUGCUCCCGUCCUCAGGCCCCAAGGUUCUCCUUCCCCCGCCUGUCCCGCCUCAGGGGGGAACAGCUUCAGAGGUAGUCAUCCAACUCACUAUCUGACCCCGCUGUCUGAACUCACCAAUGCAGUCUAACCCUAUACUAACCAACUCAAAAGCUAUGACUGAACACGACUUGGGUGAUGUACAGUAAUGAAACGCCUGACUGAUUUAGAAUCAUAGAUUUUGUAUAUUUUUUUCUCUCCAGCGAUGACGGGCCUGGUUGUCCCCCCGAUGUAGCAAAGCACCUGCCCCCAAUCUGCCCCAGAACACUGCUUCACUUACCUCCCCUUAUUUUUGGCACUGAGCAGGGAGACCGAAAUAAACUGAUCACUAGUGAGAGUAACUUUUCCUCCCUGAUUCCAACCACUGUCUCUCAGCCCCCUUUUUGCGACCAGUCAGCAGAACGGGUGGGGUAUGAAAAAGUCCAAAGACCAGCAAUCUUCUCCAGAUGCAGAGGAUAACACAUCAGCUACAAACAGCAAGACUGGACAGUUUACUGCUGUAUGUGUGUCUGACAGGAAACCACAGUUUAAUUUCACCUGAAGCUUCAAAAAGGAUCUGUCUGAACCUGUGAUCCACCGCCACAUACAGCAUCUAGUUUUUGCAAUGCCUGCAAAAGACUUACAGGAUGCACUGCCGGAUCGCUGUGCGUCGACGGAUGCCGGACAGCUCAGAUAAGAAGCUGCAGCUCCAAAAUGAGGGGUGCUUACUUUGUGUGUGUAUAGACACCCUAAAUGGCAUGUGCAUACACUGUCUGUGAGCUAGAGAGGUUGUUUUGUAGUAGACUUUUAAAGACAACUUACAUUCCAGAAAAGUAGAACCCUUAUAUUUUGCUUUGAUUGUUUUUUCAAGGGAAAAAUCUUUGUCUCAUGGGUUAUUACUAAAAUGAAUUCAUAUAUUGAUUUAUUUAAGAACAAGCAAUUUAACUUAUUAAAGUUAGUUUAGGGAAUAAUAUAAACGUGUUUUUAUAAACUGGUUCUCUUUCCAACUGUUGAUGAAAUUAAGCAAGCUCUCCAAUUGCCAAUUACUUUGAUAAAUGACACUCUGUAAUGGAUUUUUUUAGUGGAGUUUUUUUUUUUUUAAUUAAACUUCCCUACUUUUCAGGUUCUUGCAAAAGCAAUUAUAUGUGUUUUGCCCGCAGUUAAAGGUUAUUGUCCUUGUGUAAAAGGAAAUAUUAGUUAGCCGUAUCCUUUUUAUUUCCACUUAAAAUGCAUGCUUUGUUACACCAAUGCUCUGGUACUUUUUCACCCUGAAUAGUUUGUGAACUUUCAUUUCCGAUGUCUAGUCACUAUGCAGUAUAGGAAGCAAAAGCACAACAGCUCAAACAAAAAGAAGAAGGUGUAUUAAGUGGUCAUUUAUCAUCAUGUUCAUACAGCAACAGUUCCUUGUAAAGGUAUUCAGACUUGUUGAGUUUUUCCACAUUUUGUCAGGUUGCAGCACAAAACUGUAUCUAAUUGGGAUUUAGAGCAUAGACCAUUACAAAGUAGUGAAAAAAACAAUUAUGUUGCAUUUGAUUUUCCACAGUUUUUACAAAUAAAAGUAUAAUAAGGGCGAAGGGCAUAUUUGGCCCAAAACAUGCCCCAAAUAAUUUGGGGCAUAUUUUAUUACCAGCUUUCUUGAUCUACACACUGAUUUUUUUGCUUAUGAUUCAACAAUAGUAAUAUUGUAGGGAGAAGGUUUGUGAACAUAAGUUUUCAGUUCUUCAGAUUAUCAAGUUGGUUAAAGUCUGGCCAUUGACUAGGCCGUUCUAGCACAUGAAUAUUUUUUACACUAAAGCUUUUCUUUGUAGGUUUGACGGAGUCACUGUCCUAUUGGAAGGUGAACAAUUGAGCAAAUCUGAAGUGGUUUUGCAGUCUGAUGGUUUUUCUUCUAGUUUUGUCUUUAAUUUAGCUCAAUUCACCUUCACAUCCACCUGCCUGUUGUUGCAGAAGAACAUAAAACCACAACAUGAUGCUGCCACUCCCAGUUUCACAGUGAAGAUGGUAUUUUCAGGGUGAUUUGCUGAGUUAGUUUUCUAUCACACACAGUUUUUGUUGAUCAAAAAGAGUAAAGUUUAACCUAAUCAGAGUAACUUCUUUGACUCUCCACAUGAGUUAUGACAAACUGUAAAAAUGAGUUGACUUUUAGCAGUACUUUCGUCUUGUCCAUAAAAGCCAGAUUUGCAACGGAUUCUCACAUCUUCACAAAGGAUCUCUGAUGUUCUUCCAACACAGACUUCUUGGCUGGAUUUCUGAUUAAUUCUUUCUUUUUCCAGGCUGUAGAUGUCUGGAAAAGGAAAGAAUGUCUUGAUAGGACUGAAGUUGUACUAUGCUCUUUUUACUUCCAGAUAUUGGAUUAAUCUUUGCUUUGUACAAUGUUAAAGCAUUGAUAUAUUGGUUAAUGACCCAAUCCUGCAUUAAGGUUUCCCAGAGCCUUAUUCCUGAAUUAUCUGUUGAGUUUCUUGGUAUUCUUGCUGUUUGGUCCUGGAUGUUUUCUAAAAAAGAUCAGGUUGCAGCACUUUUAAGAUGCACAUUGAAGUUGCAUGUGAAACGUUGAAAUCCUUUUCUACACUUCACAAUUUUGUGUUACUUUGUGUUGGUCUGUCGCAUAAAAUUCCAAUGAAAAUGAUUUGAGGUUGUAACGUUGGAAAAUGACACAAAAUUCAAGCUGUAUGAAUACUUUUAAAGGAAUAACAUUAUUCAUCACAACACAAAACUCAUUCUCAGGACGUGCACAAAGAACGCAAAUGGUAGCUGACGUAAGCAAAUUUGUUUUUAGAGUUCAGUUAAUCUUAUUUAUUAAAAAAUGCUAGCAAUUUAUUUUUAUGUUUUUUAAGCCAUGUUUUUUUGAAGUGAUACAAAAAAAUGGUGCAAACGUGAUUUGUAAAUUCUAAGGUGUAAUUAUAUUUUGUGCUCCAAAUAAAACAAGUAAAAGGAAAAAUGAACUGAAAUGA